AUGGCGACUCCGAUGACGAACGCGAUCGGAGUUCUGCAGGCGACUGCUCCGCCGUGCGAGUUCGGAUCCAUUUCGAAAGAGCUCGAGGAUGAGCCCAACUGCGCGGUCUUCGCUGCCGGCAUUGCCAAGGCCGCCAAGAAUAUCGAGGUGAACGGAUUUUCUACACAGAAUUCCCAAUUUCGCAUUUUCCAGAUCCUAAUUGACUCGUUCCCGAACGAAGCGGGUACUGUCGAGGACGAAGUCGAGGAGAAAAUGGUGAAGAACGACGAAAAAUACUUUCGAAAAUCUCCGAUUUGCGAUUUUCCUUUUGAUCUUGGUAUAUUAAAGUUCAGAUGUCGUCAGAAGAAGAAAUAUCAGAAGAGGAGAAACAGCGACGACGAGCCGUGCAACGUGAGCGAUAUCUCAUGUGUUUGAUGGUAAAUAACUUCAAAAAAUCGAGUCAUUUUUAUGAGAAUCGUAUGUAGAACGCAGUCGACAAGCCGGCGACGAUCCAAAUGCACGAGAAUACGACCGUGACGGCCACGAUCAAAGCGUUCCAGCCGUCCGGAGAGCACGUAAUCGUCGGUGAGGGUCUCGCAGCGAAAACUUUCGAAUAACUGCAUUUUCAGAGAAUUUGAACACUCCGAUAGGAACCAUCGAACGCGCCGUUCUCCGAAUCUCGGAUAUUGUCAAGGUCAGCUGGGAUAUAGAGAAGAAGACUGAAUAA
Molecule: messenger RNA, 706 nt
Organism: Caenorhabditis sp. 36 PRJEB53466
Lineage: Eukaryota; Metazoa; Nematoda; Chromadorea; Rhabditida; Rhabditidae
Source: the annotation of a GenBank genome assembly